This is a messenger RNA of Phacochoerus africanus (Common warthog), 1539 nucleotides long. RefSeq names its product chromosome 3 C20orf96 homolog (gene C3H20orf96). Lineage: Eukaryota; Metazoa; Chordata; Mammalia; Artiodactyla; Suidae. The record is from RefSeq and is a predicted model, not a curated record. The transcript is spliced from 11 exons. The coding region runs from base 220 to 1305 and encodes 361 amino acids.
UUGCCUCGCGAUAUUAGUCCUUCUAGGCGCUCGGUAAUCUGCGUCCGUUGCCUUGGAGAUUGCGACCUGAGAGAAAGCGUCAGGUCUGUCUGGGAAGUUUGAGUGGCCUUGGUUACUGCGCGACCCACGCUGAGACAAGGAAGUUGGAGAGGCCAAAUAAAUAGGCAUCCCCAAAGAUCCGGGCCCCAAGCACUGAGGACUCUCCUUCCGUUUUCCCUAAUGGCGCGCGUCUUUCCCAAACCCGACCACGAUGGGAUUUGCUCCACAGUCCACCAGUUCCAGAUUCUGGAUUAUGUUCCAUGGCAGCGGUCCAAGCCGAAAGCCAAGACAUCUAGUCUGCCUCCAAUCUCACAAACCACCGACACUAAGAAAAGCAAAAUGAAGAUUUUGACUACUGUCCAGCCAGGGGUGCAGGCCAGGCCCACCUUGUGGAUGACAAGCCAGCCGAGGAAUCCACUGGAACUGCGCAGAGGGAAGCUGGACUCUGGGAAGACACACAACAAAAUCCGGCUCUUGAGAACGAUGCUCAGACACCGGCAAGCCUCACACCAGGAACUCUGCAACCACGAGGACUUCCUCACCCAGCUCAACCGGGAGCUGAUCAAGGCCAUUCAGGACACGGAGGACAGCUCGGCCCUGAAAGUGCGGGUGAUGCUGCAGCAGCACGACGUCUUCAUGACCAUCAUCAGCAUCUUGGAGUACUCAAACAAGAAGAGGCUGCAGCAGAUGGAACGCGAGCUUCAGGAGUGGGAGGAGAAGAAGGAAUCCAAGAUGCACAGCCUGGAACAGCAGGUGGAGCAACUGAACGCCAAGAUUGAGAAGGUCCACGAGAAAGUGAGCUUCGUGAGCACUUACAAGGACCACGAGUAUCCCAUCAAGUCGGUCCAGGUUGCCAGCCUUGUGCGCCAGCUGCAGCAGACGAAGGACAGCCAGCAGGAUGAGCUGGAUGACCUUGGUGAGAUGUGCAGAAUGGUCCUGGCGUCUAUUUCCAGCCAGAUUCAGAAGAAGAAAAAAGCCCUUCUGGGGUCUUUGGUGGUGAAAAUCCAGCACGCUCAUCAGGAGGCACUCCUGCAGAAGACGUUGGAUAGCCAGGCCAUGCUGACAUACAUGGACAAGGUCCAGAAAUUUAUGGACCAGUUCGAGGAGGAAAUACCCCUCCUAAGGGCCCAGAUGGAACAGCUCCAAUUUCAGAUCUGGGAACCCCGAGAGAUCGUAUUUGCGGACGUCCUGCUUCGGAGAUCCAAGUGCACCCCAGACAUGGACGUCAUCCUCAACAUCCCUGUGGAGGAGCUGCUGCCCUUCUAGAUGAGCCGCCUCUCCCUCCCCGGUCUCCUCCCCACCCUGGAGCCUCGAGCUCUCUCCUUCCAAGACCCUGGUCUGUAAUCCCUCCCUUCCUCUCCUCCUUCUUUCCCUCCUUCCUUCUUUUUUUCCUCCCUCCCCCCACCCUCCCUGGUUGGUGCUACUGCUUGGGCCAGGUAGGGAUUCCUCGUCAAUUCUUUUUUUUUUUUUCCAAUAAAGCUGGGUUUGCCUUUGCUCUUG